Messenger RNA from Bombus pyrosoma, 4287 nucleotides. RefSeq names its product endoplasmic reticulum transmembrane helix translocase. Gene Ontology annotation, biological process: intracellular calcium ion homeostasis. The transcript is spliced from 18 exons. The coding region runs from base 248 to 3739 and encodes 1163 amino acids. Gene Ontology annotation, molecular function: P-type ion transporter activity; ATP hydrolysis activity; ATP binding. Lineage: Eukaryota; Metazoa; Arthropoda; Insecta; Hymenoptera; Apidae. The record is from RefSeq and is a predicted model, not a curated record. Gene Ontology annotation, cellular component: endoplasmic reticulum membrane.
CUUGUUAUCAUAAAUUGGCAUAUACAUAUAUAGUGAACUGUGGAAAGGUGCGAAAGGUGAGAGGGGUAAACAUAAUUCGAGCAGACCGACUACCUUUUGUACGGGUCAGUUGCUAUGUACACGUUUUGCUGUGUGAGUUUGCUCUGUUCGUGUCAUUGAAUUUGAUGUGAAAGGAAUUAGAACCUCUCGAUACUACAGAUCACACACGCUUCUGUUACGGCAUAAGCGGCACAGCGUAAUCAUAGCCAUGGCGAUUGCUUCGUCGCGAGUAGACGAACUUGUACAAACUGUUACCCUUCAUAAUCCUCGAAAAUUGCUAUUUACGGGCUACGUUCUGCCCUCUGUGAUAUUACACGCUGUGUGGAUUUAUAGUUGGAUUUUUGUCUAUGGAAUUGACGAGUAUUAUGAUGCGGGUUUAGUGGGUAUCGCAGCUAUCGGUGUAUUACAAAUUUUCAUAUGUUUGUGUUGCCAGUGGUCAGUGCAUAUACAUACUUUCCUUAAUUGUAGCUCGGAAAAAGAUCCGUAUAAAGCGAAAAUAGCAAAAGUAGUGCCUACUCCCAACAAUGGAAGUUCAGAGCUUGUUAAACUACAUCAUUCUGAACAACAUGAACCGUGGUUCAUAUUUCAAAAAACCAAAUACUAUUGGAAUUCUCAUGAAAAAAGUUUCGAAGGCCUUCAUUUUCCAAUUAAUCACUCUAUCAAACAUUAUUGCGAAUGGAGAGGAUACUUGGAUGAGAAAGAUGUUGCAGCAGCAGAAGAAAAAUAUGGGAAGAAUAAGCUGGAUAUGGUGGUACCAGAAUUUAGAGAAUUAUUUAAAGAAAGAGCAAUUGCUCCAUUCUUUGUUUUUCAAUUAUUUUGUGUAGCAUUAUGGUGUUUCGAUAAAUAUUGGUAUUAUAGUAUCUUUACAUUAGUUAUGCUUAUUAUGUUUGAGUGCACACUUGUGCAACAACAACUUCGAAAUGUGGCUGAAAUUAGGAAAAUGGGAAACAAGCCAUAUACUAUAAUGGUCUACAGGAACAGACGGUGGCAUUCCAUGUUUACUGACCAACUAGUUCCUGGUGAUAUUGUAUCCAUAACAAGAUCUCAAAAUGAUAAUCUAGUGCCAUGUGAUAUGUUACUUUUAAGAGGACCUUGUGUUGUUGAUGAGAGUAUGUUAACAGGGGAAUCAGUUCCUCAAAUGAAAGAGCCCAUAGAAGAAAUUGAUGGAAAUAGACAGCUGGAUAUAGAAACUGAUAAGCUUCACAUACUUUUUGGGGGCACGAAAGUUGUACAACAUACUCCACCAAGUAAAAGUGUAUCUGGCCUUAAAGCUACUGAUAAUGGCUGUGUGGCCUAUGUUUUACGUACUGGUUUUUCAACGUCGCAAGGAAAACUUUUGAGGACAAUAUUAUUUGGAGUCAAAUGCGUUACUGCUAACAACUUGGAAACGUUUGGUUUUAUCCUAUUUUUGCUAGUUUUUGCGAUUGCUGCAGCAUCAUAUGUCUGGAUUAAAGGGAGUGAAGAUCCUACAAGAAAUAGAUACAAAUUGUUCUUGGAAUGUACAUUAAUUCUCACAUCAGUUGUUCCUCCAGAAUUGCCUAUUGAGUUAUCAUUAGCCGUUAAUACUUCAUUAUUGGCCUUAUCAAAGCUAGGUGUAUUUUGUACUGAACCUUUUAGAAUUCCAUUUGCUGGAAAAGUUGAAAUAUGUUGCUUUGAUAAAACUGGUACUUUAACCAGUGAUAAUUUAGUCGUCGAAGGUAUAGCGGGGAUUGAAGGGAAACCAGAUGUUAUGCAACUUUCUGAUGCACCUAUAGAGAGUAUUCAAGUACUCGCAACGUGCCAUUCUCUUGUACAAUUAGACGACGGAAUUGUUGGAGAUCCCCUUGAGAAAGCUACGUUGAAAGCUAUUAAAUGGAAUCUUACAAAAACUGAUUCUAUGAUACCAAGAAAAGGACAAUCGCCUGUCUUAAAAAUCGUACAAAGACAUCACUUUUCUUCCGCGUUAAAGCGAAUGUCAGUCGUAGCAGGAUACACGAUGCCAGGAUCAUCAGAAAUCAAUUACAUGACAACUGUGAAAGGUGCUCCUGAAAUUAUUAAAGACAUGUUGUUAUCUAUACCAGAUAAUUAUGAAUCAACGUAUUUGUCACUUUCGCGUCGCGGAGCAAGAGUAUUAGCUUUAGGAUAUCGAAAACUUCCUGGACCUCUAUCUUCGCAAGAUUUAAGGGAAUUAACUCGAGAAAACUUGGAAAAGAAUCUCAUUUUUGCUGGAUUUGUAAUCAUAAGUUGUCCACUUAAACCUGAUUCUAAAGCUGUUAUUAAGGAAAUCGUGAAUGCUUCACAUUCGGUUGUUAUGAUUACUGGUGAUAAUCCUUUAACAGCAUGUCAUGUUAGUCGCGAAUUACAUUUUACAAAGAAACCAAUUACGCUUAUAUUAACUGCAGCUGAUGGAAAGUGGAUAUGGGAAAGUGUGGAUAGAAAAAUAAACUUACCUUUGGAAAUGAAAAAUGUUUCUCGGAAUAAUGAAAUUUGGCGAGAAUACACUCUUUGUGUAACGGGAGAAGGUUUAACAUAUUUAAAAGAUAACGAACGAGAUCUACUUCGUAAAUUGUUACCACACAUCGUAAUUUUUGCAAGAUGUGAACCAAAACAAAAAGAAUUUAUAAUUGUCUCAUUGCAAAAUUUAGGAUACACAACGUUGAUGUGCGGAGACGGCACUAAUGAUGUUGGUGCUUUAAAACAUGCUCAAGUGGGUGUCGCCAUUUUAUCAAGCCAACCUGAAAGAGUAUCUGCUGAAAAACAAGAUAAUGUAAAGAACGAACACACCAUCUCAAAUUCAGCAGUAACAAAUGGUCCAAGAAACAAUCCGAGAGUUUCUGCUAAUACCAAGGCGAGAAUACAAAAGAUACUAAAAGAACUCGAAGAACAAUCUGUUAUAGUUAAGUUAGGAGAUGCUUCAAUUGCCGCACCUUUUACAAGCAAAAUGUCAUCAAUUCAAUGCAUAUGCCAUGUUAUUAAGCAAGGUCGAUGCACCCUGGUUACCACCUUGCAGAUGUUCAAAAUUUUAGCACUUAAUGCAUUAGGGCUUGCAUACAGCCAAUCUGUUCUUUAUUUAGGUGGAAUAAAAUUCAGUGAUACACAAGCUACCUUACAGGGUAUUCUACUGGCCACUUGCUUUUUAUUCAUAUCAAGAUCAAAGCCAUUGAAAACAUUGUCUAAACAGAGGCCUCUUCCGAACAUUUUUAACUUAUACACGAUUGCUACCGUACUCCUUCAAUUUGCAGUACAUUUUAUCUCUCUUGUCUAUAUGGUUAAGGAAGCUACUUUAUUAUCUCCAAAGAGUGAAAAAUUAGCAGCAAUACUAGCUCCAAGUAAUUCAUCUAAUGGAAGUACGGCUUUAAAUAUGAGCUUGACUGACGAAGAAGAAUUGUUUGAACCCAAUCUAUUAAACAGUACAGUUUAUAUUAUUGCCAUGGCGAUUCAAAUUACUACUUUUGCAAUUAAUUAUCGGGGUCAUCCAUACAUGGAGAGUUUGUUACAGAAUAAAUCUUUACUAUACAGCCUUAUAGGCAAUGCUACUGUUAUAUUGGCAUUAGCAUGUGGAUUUUUACCCAAUUUGGCAGCACAAUUUGAAAUUGUGGAUUUCCCAAGUGAUUUUCGAAGUCUUUUAGUUCAAGUUUUAAUAGCAGACUUUGUCCUCGCAUAUAUAGUUGAUAGAGCCUGUUUAUGGCUUUUUGGAGAAGGAAGACAUCAAAAGCUGUGAUUAGUACACAAUUUCUAUACUCAACUUUUAACUCCAAAAGUGCGAAAAAUUGAAUAUACAACGUUGUUUUCUUGUUUCACAAAAAACGAAUGUUAUCUUUGUUUAUUAAUAUCUUUAUAUUUCAUGAACUAUAUUACAAUUCAUAUGUGGAAUGUAAUGCUUUUAAAAAUCUGACCAAUAAUAAUUGAGAAGUCAUUACUUAAAAACACUCAUAUUGUUUAAGAAUUUGCAAAUAAUUCUUUGUGGAACAAGAAAAAUUGACGUAUAUAUACUUAUGUGCGUAUAUGAGUAUGUGGUAUGUAUGUUUUAAUGAAUGUAAUUAUUGCUAUACAAUGUGAAAUAGCAAAAAGAGCAUGCAAUGUGAGUGUGUAUAAAUGCUAAGUAAAUAAUACAUAAUGUCAUAAGUAUUACAUAUAUCAUUGUUUAAAAGCAAUGUAAGUGUACCUUCAGAACCUGAUUUAUGGAAAUUUAUAAAUGAGAUUCUUUUAUUGUACCACAAACGUAUAAAAAACUGAUUCUGAAUAGUGUAUAAAAAAAAUUACUGCAUA